UCAUCUGGUUUUGUGGUACAUCGGGAAAAUGAAACACUAUCUUGCUCUCACUGGAGCCUUGCUCCUGGUAAGCGGAAAUCUGGCAGCAGGUUCACUUACCGAAACAGUUUCCGGAAAGGUCACGGAAGCGCUGGCUAAGUUCAAUGAUGCAUUGAACACUAUCAAUACCUCGGUUGCGAACGCCAACAAUAACAUGGCAUCAUCAUGGAUGACUUGGUACGACUUAGCAAUAGCCCAAUACACGAGCUUGAUCGACCGGUUCCAACAGUAUCCCAUGGUUGACCUGAAUUCGUUAAUUUCCGGUCGAAACGAUUUGGUUUUCGAACGAAAUUAUACCACACCUGCCAAGUUGGAAGAUGAUCCUUACUACACAUACAUGCUAAUUCCAAACGCAAAUCUAGCAGUCAGUCAGAUUGGUGAUCUCCUUAAUGCUGCAGCGGCUGAGAUGAGCUCUCAAGCUGUUCCAGCCAAUAAUUGUCUAAAUCAACACGGUGCAUCGCUGACAUCCAGUCCAAUCACAAUAGAUCGUGUCACAGACUGUAUUCUGGCCGCAAACGGUAAAAUUCCCAGAAUCGAGGCCAAUGUCAUCGUACAUAUCAACGCCGACAUCGCAUUGGCACCACCGACUUUCAAUCUGCUGAAUCUCUGCAAUGUCCCUGAACCAACCGACUCCAGCUCAUCGAACAUUUGCCUAACUCAGUAUCUCAGCAGAUUCAGCCAGAUGAAAUCCUACCGACUGAAGACCAGUAUUGAUUCGGUGCGUUCUCAACAGUCCGGGAUGAUUUUCUCCACCGCGGAUCGAUGUGUCAGACUGGUCCAAAAUGACAUCCGAGAUGCUGUGGAUCGCGUAAAGGCAAACUUCGCCAGUUGCCUGUCGACUAGCUCGUAAAGCUCCAUCGCGUGGUAAGAUGCGAUUAUGUGACCAUUGAAAAUGACUUACGUUUUUUUGUUCUUGAAAUUAUGUUACGAAUACGGGGUAUGAUACAAUUUCCACCUAAUUAAAUCGACUUUCCUGCUGAUGCAACUGA
This is a messenger RNA of Toxorhynchites rutilus septentrionalis, 1028 nucleotides long. RefSeq lists its product as uncharacterized. The transcript has 2 exons. The record is from RefSeq and is a predicted model, not a curated record. Bases 29 to 889 code for a protein of 286 amino acids. Lineage: Eukaryota; Metazoa; Arthropoda; Insecta; Diptera; Culicidae.